Messenger RNA from Teleopsis dalmanni, 3037 nucleotides. RefSeq names its product wolframin (gene wfs1). The record is from RefSeq and is a predicted model, not a curated record. The transcript is spliced from 5 exons. Bases 193 to 2904 code for a protein of 903 amino acids. Gene Ontology annotation, biological process: endoplasmic reticulum unfolded protein response; calcium ion homeostasis. Lineage: Eukaryota; Metazoa; Arthropoda; Insecta; Diptera; Diopsidae. Gene Ontology annotation, molecular function: protein binding. Gene Ontology annotation, cellular component: endoplasmic reticulum membrane.
AAUUGUUUAAAUUUUUUGACAUCCACUCAAGCACAUUUCGAUUACAAGAAUUAAGAAAUAAUGCAAGCCAGCUGCAUCUGAAAACAAUUAGAAGCACUAAGUAUCCAAACGGUUAAUAUCAUUCCGAAAUUAUUACUUAACUAUCUGUAAUAAAUAUAGGAUAAUUAAUGAUUUUCAAUACAAACUUUUCUAAUGGCGAAUUGGACAAAAAACCAACCCAAUGGCUCAGCAACUAGAAGGAAAUGGAAUAUUGAUAAUCGCACUUCAUUAAACAAUUUAAAAUAUCACAUAGCUUCCGAAGGUUGCUCUGACGUACAGUAUGAUCUCGCAAAAGAACUGUUGCAGAAUGCAAUUGAUAAAAGCGAUGGCAAUUAUUGUGAGGAAGCAGUGCAUUGGCUUAUGCGUGCGGCGCAAGAAGGACACGAAGAAGCAGCGAAAUUAUUGCAAAAAUGUUAUGACGAUGACUGCGGUAUUACCAGUGAAAAUGAGGACAAAGUUCGUUCGUGUUUGUCCAUGACACCCGGAGAGCGAGCGGCACGCAAAGCUGCCAGGGAACUUUUUGCUUGUUUAUCUAAUGGAAAUGAACAUAUUACUCCAAAGCAGUUGGAGCGCAAAAUGCGCCAAAUUUACAAAUUACAGAAAAAACGUCGUCGCCGCGGUUAUUCUACUUCCACAUCCGAUGAAGAUAGCGAUCAUGAUAAAUCAACUGACAGAUUAGAACAUACAAAAGCUGUUAAAAAUGGUGAAGCGAAACUUCAUACGAGCAAUCGCUUUCGUCAUAUAAGUUUUGACGGUGGUGUUGAUGUCGAACCGCAACAUGUUAUCACAGAAGAGAACUUGGUAUCAGCAGCAGUUAACUACUCUGCAGGUCGUUUACCAACAGUUAGUGAUGCCUUAACGCUUUCUGUACCCCACCCAGCAACACUGGACCACGUACCUUGUUUUCAUCGUUUGCUUUUCCAUCCAAUCAUUUUUUUUACACUACUUUAUCAUCGACUUAUUAAUUCCAUCUCGACGCUGCCUUUCUCUGUACCUGGAAAUGUUCGUAUCCUGCUGUUAUUCCUCAUCUACUCUCUGCUAUCGAGCGACAAUGCCUACGCUUUGCCAACAUGCAUUUAUUACAUCUGCAUAGGUGUUAUGAUGUGGUCAACAUGUAAAAUGCUUAAAAGCAAACAAGAUUUUGUUGAUUUUCGGAUUUGGUCGGGCCUAUUUUUGAGCUAUGGAAAUCACAACAUCGAAGCGGAUAUAUCUGAAAAUCGAUUCCUGAAGAACAAUAUGAAGCCCUAUGUCUACUUCUUUUGUGGAUUUAUAUGCAGCAUGAUUGUUUACCCACUUGUGCCAACUGGUUGGAUACCACAUUCUGAACUCACCAUUAUAUCUGGAAUUUUUGUAUUUGUUUCCUUGUUGGCGUUCAUGUAUUGCUCAUCUACAUACUUUCCCGAUUGGAUUACACUUAUAUCAUUUGGAAUAAACGUGCUUGCAAAAUAUCCUUAUGAAAUGGAUGAAGUGGUAACAACAGGUUGGAGGUUCUUAGAUCUCAAAGUGCCAAAUUUUAGUUCCUUUGUAAUUGGCAAUGGCAUCGAGUUUUGUUUAAAUUGCCGCACAGCUUUGUAUUUGCUGAUUCCAGGAUUUCUAACACAAUUAGCAAAGAGAUCGCAUUGGAAUGGGGUAUUUUCGUAUCUGAUACCACACUGUGUCACUCUUUGUUGGUUGCAUAUGUGCAUAUCUUCCUCCCAAAGUGCCACUAUGUUUGGUGUAAUGCGUGCAACACUUGGUCUAGCUGGCAUUUUACUCUUCUUGCCGCUAUUUGGAAUUGUGUCACUCUUGAUUCCAGUAUUUGUGGCAAUUGAUUAUGUAGGAGUAACCAAUGCAAAUAUACGAUUCGGAAGUACCGUGUUAUGUGGUGUUGUUGCUGUACUUGGCUCUUGUUUUAUGGCUCUUAACCGAACUACACAAAAAUAUGUCACAAUGCUCCAAGUGCUAGUGUGCUUAGUGGCAGCUUGUGUGCUUACAUAUCCGUAUAUGACAUCAAAUUUCAAGGAUGAAUCACGUUUUGGUGAUAUUGAGUCGUUAAGUAAACCCACCAUGCCGUUUGAUGCUAAUGACUUGAGCUGGCAAAGAUUUUUCAAAAUAUGUGAUCAAUCUGCAUUGGGACCACAAAAUAGAAUAAAAAAACAAUUACGUUGCGCCACACUUGAUGGCAUCAAAGUUACAUGGGUUGGUACUGUUUCACAAGUACAAAUUAGUCGCGCAUCAAACAAAUAUGAAAAAUUUAUAUCUAAGUAUUUACCCAACUGGCUUGGAAAUUUACUACGUUGUUCGUUUGGUACACGACUCAGCAGCGAAAUCGAUUGUGAUUUUGAAAAUGAUCCGCUUUGCAGUGAUUUGCUGAGCAUACUCAAAAGUAACCAAUUGGAUGCAAAAUGUACUUUAAACAAAUAUAAUGUAUAUGAAUAUGAAGUACUUGUUAAGAUGUCGUUUGGUUUAUUAAGCAAGGAAGCUGACGUUGUUCUGCAGGCAAAUUAUAAAUUCAACAAUUUUACACAGGCUCUUACAGUUGGUGACCGUAUACAUUUCCAUGGUACACUCUUAAACAGUCGCAUCCUACCUACUGGCUUAAUAAUUAGUCACAUGCUUGGUUCCACGUUGCCUCAUGUACAACUUAUAGCAAUUGAAUGCAUUAUUUGUAAAGACAAGGAUCUACAGGCAAUAAGCAUAGCAGAGCAAACAAAAUCACCUGUUGAUGCGCGCAGGCAAGAUCUCAUGCGUGGAAUCAAAUAUUUACUCAAUACACUCCUUAACCCGCUCAUAACCAUCAAUUUACUUAAUGAAGCGGGAAAACGCUACUCUAUUAUUAAGGAUAUUGUUCAAUAUGCAAGAAUGCGAAUAUUUGUAAGAAUUUGAAUUAAUGCAAAAAUUAAAUUACUGGUUGUUGAAUAAUGUUUGGAAAUAUGAAAACCAUAGGACUUAGAUAUGUAAUGAAAAAGCCUUAUGAAGAUUUAUCAUAUUAAGUUUUUUAAUUUCUUAAUUUUUAUUU